ACCAUCACUUCUUCUAGGAAUCAAUGCAACCAGAAGGUGGUGGCUUACCUGAGGGAGGUGUGCUGCAGCAGAUUGAAAAGGAUUUUGGCUCGUUUACUAAUUUUAGGGAAGAGUUUAUCCGCUCAGCCUUACAACUGUUAGGGUCUGGUUGGGUUUGGCUUGUCUUGAAGAGAAAUGAAAGAAAGCUUUCGGUUGUUCAUACACGAAAUGCUAUCUCCCCACUUGCUUUUGGUGACAUUCCAAUCAUCAGCCUAGACUUGUGGGAGCACGCUUACUACUUAUACUACAAGUUGUGUGCUCCAGUUCUCCUUUUUGGUCCUUAA
Molecule: messenger RNA, 323 nt
Organism: Zea mays
Lineage: Eukaryota; Viridiplantae; Streptophyta; Magnoliopsida; Poales; Poaceae
Product: superoxide dismutase [Fe] 2, chloroplastic
Exons: 4
Coding region: 24-323 (99 amino acids)
Biological process (GO): superoxide metabolic process
Cellular component (GO): chloroplast nucleoid
Molecular function (GO): metal ion binding; superoxide dismutase activity
Source: RefSeq, a predicted model, not a curated record